UAUUCUCUUUGCUUACCUAACAAUUUUUCUUAUAUCCCUUGUAACCAGGAACAUGACCUACUCCCCCUUUCAAUCAAAAUUAGCUCUAUAUAGUUUAUUAUCAUCAUCAUCCUAAAGGUAUUCAUACCUAGAAAGUCUCCACAAUAAUGGAAACGAGUGUCAUGCAUAAUCAAGAUGCUAACAAAAGCUUCUCCUUCAACUCCAAUUAUAAGUAUUCUUCCUCUUCUUUAGAACUUUUCACAGAUGAGGAUGAAAAGGAUGAUCUAAACCACAACACAGACAGCGACACUGAAGAAAAUUCUUUCAUAGAAAUCACAUUCGAUAACCCAAAGAUUAAGCAAACGGAUAACGAUGAGGAUAAAUCUAGCGGUGGUCGAGGGUUUCAGGAUAAUUUUGACCACCUACGAAUAUCGUUCUCGUCAAGUUUCCCUUCAUCAAUUCAUGAUCAAGUUCGUAACAUCAAUUAUGUCUCGCUUGACUCUACUCAUCGUGAAACAGCAGCCUCAAUUAAGGCCUUAUCGGCAUUUUCUUCGUCAUCAUCGUCGUUGUCGUCUUUGUCUUCAGUCAGGUUGUCGGCUUCGACUAUGAGAUCUUCGUCGACUGGAACAAGUCUUGGUCCAGCGGUUGUGGGGUCGGAGUCGUUUAACGUGUACGAGAGUUCGAGACGAAGAGAUCAGCUGACGGCGUUCAAUCCACUUGUUCACACGCUACUGUUCAGUCUCGAUGCCCCUCCGCACAUGGCCGACCAAAUUAACGGCCUUCAUUAUGAUCGAAAGGAUAAUCAUAGGCAGUUGGGAAUGAUCAAUGCCAACAACAGGAGAAAAUCGAGCAUCACACAAGUAAAGAAUAGUACUAAAGGCAGUAGCACCACUAGUGGUAUCAUGAAGUUCUUGAUGAUCAAGUUUCGAGCGACCAAAGUUCGAAAGCUAUUAGCCUCAUUAUUCGCCAAAUCCCAUGGCCAUGAUCACCUUCACUUCUAUCCAAACAAAGCCAAUGCCAUUGACAGGUCAUACAAACCCAAGAGAUUAUUAAGAUCAUCCAAAGAAACACGAGCACUAGACUGCUACCAUCAUGAUCAUCAUCAAGGAAUGUAUGUUAGUAGUAGCUAUAGUUACAACAAUGACAACAAUGCCAACCUCGUAAAUGACAUCAAAUACUCUUCUCAUAAUCAACACAGAUGUUCUAGAGCGUUGGACGUAAACAUGGGUGCCGUGAAAGGGGUUUUAGGAGGUGUGAACAUGACAAGAAGUGGUCACAAUAAUAGUAGUCGAAGUAGCAAUCGAAAAACCAGCAGCUGUCCUAGCUCUGUAAAGUCCUCUCCGAUACACCAAGGAUUCGCAAACAACGAUGCCAAUAAAUUUUUUGCAGCUGAAAACUCAGUUCAGGCUGCCAUUGCUCACUGUAAGAGCUCACUUGGCCAGGCAUCUGAUUUUCGAUUCUGAAUUACUUCUCCUAAUAAUGACAAGAGAUGUCUCAACUUUUUAUUGAAUUGUCACAGAUCAUUAUUUUAUUUAGUGGUACUGUUAAUAUAUAUAUAUAUGUAUAUCUUUUGUCUGCCAGUAUGUAUUCGACAAUGAUAUUCUGUUUUAUUGAGUUCAUUCGCAUUAAA
Molecule: messenger RNA, 1609 nt
Organism: Humulus lupulus (European hop)
Lineage: Eukaryota; Viridiplantae; Streptophyta; Magnoliopsida; Rosales; Cannabaceae
Exons: 2
Coding region: 147-1442 (431 amino acids)
Source: RefSeq, a predicted model, not a curated record